AUGAAGGGGGUGGGGAAGGAUAUGGCCAAAUAUCUUGGCGACUUUCAGUUUGGGGUCGGCGUUCCAAAUGGGGCUGAGGCGGUUCUUUAUAGUGCGAACAGGCUCUUAAAUGCGCACUACCGAGACGGGUCUUUGGCUAUGCUUACCGUCGAUUUCUCGAAUGCCUUUAACCUUGUGGAUAGAACUGCUUUUUUAAAUGAGGUAAGGAAAAUAUGUCCAUCCAUCUCUGCUUGGGUUGACUUUUUAUAUGGGCAACCAACUAGGCUUUAUGUGGGGAAUGAUUAUAUUUGGUCUUCCACGGGGGUUCAGCAAGGGGAUCCUUUAGGGCCUCUUCUUUUUGCCCUUGUUUUACACCCUCUUGUUCUCCGAAUCAGGGAUCGUUGUAAGCUUCUUUUUCACGCCUGGUACCUAGAUGAUGGGACCAUUAUUGGAGAUGCUACUCAGGUUGCCAAGGCUUUAGACAUCAUUAGAGUGGAGGGCCCCUCCUUGGGCCUCCUUCUCAACAUUAAAAAAACUGAAGUUUUUUGGCCUACAUGCGACGGGGUGAAGACUCAGGAGGGUUUAUUUCCGCGGGAGAUUGGUAGGCCGGUGCAUGGUGUGAAACUCUUGGGUGGUGCUGUCAGUAGAGAUGGGCAGUUUAUUAGUGGUUUGGCCCUCAAAAGAGCCAAAUGUGCGGUUGAGCUGAUGGGAUGCCUCAAACGCCUUAAGGACCCUCAGAGCGAACUCCUCCUGCUUCGUUCGUGUAUGGGGGUUGCUAAACUGCUGUUUGGGCUUAGAACGUGUCAGCCUUCUUAUGUCGGGGAAGCCGUCUAUGUUUUUGACAAGGGGCUUCGGAAUGCGUUCGAGGACAUUGUUGUUUGUAGGGGUGCCUUUUUCGGGGACCUACAAUGGAGGUUAGCUUCCCUCCCGACACGUUUUGGGGGGCUUGGGAUUUGUUCAGCUGAGGAUGCCUCUUCCUACGCUUUUGUGGCUUCAAGGGCCCAAUCUUGGGUUCUUCAAGACCACAUCCUUCGCGAAUGUGGGGGAGAGUUGUUGGACUCUGAUUACAAGGGUGCUUUGGACAAUCUGCAUAGUUCUCUUCCCGAUCUUGAUCUUGGCGGUUUCUACAUUAAAGACACCGCCCCUAUUAAAGCCCAGAAAAUUCUGGCGAAUGCCUUAUAUGGCGAAAUCGUCAAGACAUUUGAAAAGAAGUUUGCCUUUUCCCCUCGCCAGCAAGCCGUGUUUGAGUGUUUGCGAGCCCCCUAUGCUCAGGAUUUCCUGUCUGUUGUUCCCAUCGAAGGUUUAGGGCAAUGUAUGUCGGCUGUGGAAUACCGGGCUAUCCUCAAGUACCGUUUAAUGAUACCCCUUUUCCCGGUUGAUGACCCGUGUCCUGUAUGUCGGAAGUGUUGCUUGGAUUCUUUUGGGGAGCAUGCAGUACAUUGCAAAGAAUUACCGGGCUUUAAAUAUCGACAUGAUUUAGUUCGAGAUGUGUUGUAUGAUGUCCUUAAGCGAGCAUGGAUCUCGGCAAAAAAAGAAGCUCCGGUGAACUUCUUGACUGAUCCAUUAGAAGGGAGUUCUACGCUACGGCCCGCUGACAUUCUUGUUUUUGGAUGGGAAGGAGGGAAACACGCGUGUGUCGAUUUGACAGGUGUGUCCCCCCUCGUUGGGCUAAGGGACCACGGGUUUGUGGCGGGACAGGCGAUAACCAAGACAGAGGCGGGCAAAGUAGCUAAACACGAAAAAGCUUGCAUCGAGAAUCAGCACGUGUUCGUCCCGUUCGCUUUCGAUAAAUUUGGCGCUCUCGCCCUUGACGCGGUGCGGUUCCUAAAGCGGGUUCAACAGGUGGUGGAGAUUUCAAAGAGAAGUACAAUGAGCCUUGGAAAUGACAUUGCAACAAGAGCAAGCCAGCUAAAUGAAUCUAUAUGA
Molecule: messenger RNA, 1905 nt
Organism: Helianthus annuus (common sunflower)
Lineage: Eukaryota; Viridiplantae; Streptophyta; Magnoliopsida; Asterales; Asteraceae
Exons: 2
Coding region: 1-1905 (634 amino acids)
Source: RefSeq, a predicted model, not a curated record